Messenger RNA from Aethina tumida (small hive beetle), 6534 nucleotides. It is a transcript of the gene Mi-2, whose product is annotated as chromodomain-helicase-DNA-binding protein Mi-2 homolog. Gene Ontology annotation, biological process: chromatin remodeling; negative regulation of transcription by RNA polymerase II. The transcript has 15 exons. The record is from RefSeq and is a predicted model, not a curated record. Gene Ontology annotation, cellular component: chromatin; nucleus. Lineage: Eukaryota; Metazoa; Arthropoda; Insecta; Coleoptera; Nitidulidae. Gene Ontology annotation, molecular function: ATP-dependent chromatin remodeler activity; DNA binding; ATP binding. Bases 210 to 6083 code for a protein of 1957 amino acids.
UCUCCGUCCGAUUUAAAAAUCCAACGCAGGGCGCAUGUGCAGUGAUGACGUUGUACGACGGUGGGGAGAUAAAAGAGAGUAAGGGAAAGAACAACUACACCGUAAAGAAAAGCGGUGCAUAGUUUUUGUGUCAAGUGGUGUUUUAAUAAAUAAAAAUCAGUGAAAAAUCGACGAAAAAUCGUUCACGAGCGUCCAGCGGUAGUGUCAGGAUGGCGUCCGACGAAGAAGUGGACGAAUCUUUUGCCGGGGAGGAGGACGUCGCCGACGAGGGCACCAACGAUCAAAUUGAUAACGACCAGGAGUCCGACGAGGCGGCCCCAAAAGGCGGAGAAGAAGAUGACGAUUAUGAACCAGAAGACGGCCGUAAGAAAAAGAAGGGGAAGAAACGGAAAGCAAGAGGCGAGGAAAAGAAGGGGAAGAAAAAGAAAAAGAAACGAAAAAAUGACAGUGGAGACGAAAGUGAUUAUGGCGACGAUGAUGCUGCCGACUCGGAUUACGGAAGCAAGAGAGGUAGAAAGUCUAGAGGACCGAAACAUUCGGCUCCUUCUACCCCGGCUCCGGAAACCUCGUCAGGCGGCGGUGGUGGUGGAUCCGGCAUGCCGACAAUUGAAGAAGUUUGCUCCACCUUCGGACUCAGUGACGUCGACAUAGAGUACACCGAGACGGAAUUCCAAAAUCUCACGUCGUACAAGCUCUUCCAACAGCACGUUCGACCUCUGCUAGCCAAGGAAAACCCUAAAAUACCCAUGUCCAAGCUUAUGAUGUUGGUGGCGGCCAAGUGGCGCGAGUUCUCCAACAUUAACCCCAAUCUGCAAUCUGAAGGUCAAGAACAACCAAGCACUCCAGCACCUGAAGAGUAUACCAAAAGGACUAGAACACCAAGGGAAAAGGAGAAAAUCGAUUCCGAAGCUUAUGAGGAUGAAGACGAGGAAGACGAUGAGGAUGAGGGCAAAAAGAAAAAGAGGAGUUCGAGGCAAAAGAAGGCGGCCAAAAAGUCAAGCAAGGUGCCCACACUUAAGAUCAAGCUGGGCAAGAGGAAACGAGGCAGUUCGGAUGAAGAUGGCGAGGCCAGUGCCAACGGAUCCGAUAGAGAUUCGGAUGCGGAAUUCGAACAGAUGUUGCAGGACGCCGAAGAGCCCAGCAGUUCCAAGGCGUCCAGUGGAGAGCCGGCACAACCGACUGAACCCCAGGAGGAAACUCCGCAACCCCGUCGGAAAGCCAAAACGAAAAUCGGCAAUAAGAGCAAGAAAAAGAAGCGUAGCAAACCAAAGGAAGAAGAGAACUAUGAGCACCAAGAUUACUGUGAGGUGUGUCAGCAAGGCGGCGAAAUUAUUCUUUGCGAUACUUGCCCACGUGCUUACCAUUUGGUUUGCUUGGAACCCGAACUUGAAGAGGCUCCUGAAGGGAAAUGGAGUUGUCCCCAUUGCGAAAGUGAAGGACCCGCUGAACAAGACGACGAUGAACAUCAAGAAUUCUGCCGAGUUUGUAAAGACGGUGGAGAAUUAUUGUGUUGUGAUUCGUGCCCUAACGCAUACCACACUCAUUGCUUGAAUCCACCCCUGUCUGAAAUUCCGGACGGCGACUGGAAAUGUCCAAGGUGUAGUUGUCCACCUCUGGUUGGCAAAGUAAUGAAAAUCCUUACUUGGAGAUGGACCUAUGAACCAAUUGAUGAAAAUGCGGUCACCGCCACCGGUAAGAAGCCCAAGGCUAAACGGCAUAGGGAAUUCCUCAUCAAAUGGCAUGAGAAGUCAUACUGGAAUUGCAGUUGGAUCAGCGAAAUUCAGCUGGAUGUCCACCAUCCGCUUAUGUUCAGAUAUUAUACCAGAAAAUACGACAUGGAAGAGCCUCCGAAACCGGAGGAGCCGUUGGAAGAAACCGACGCAAGAGUAACUAGGCUCAUGAAGAUGGGUGGUAAGAAAGAUGAAGAAAUGGAAGAAAAAUUCUACCGUUACGGCAUCAAACCUGAAUGGUUGAUCGUACAUCGCGUGAUCAAUCACAGAACGAUGAGGGACGGCAGGACGUUGUAUUUGGUUAAGUGGAGGGAAUUGCCCUAUGACCAAGCCACGUGGGAGGAAGAGUCGGACGAAAUUCCUGGACUCAAGAGCGCCAUUGAAUACUAUCUAGAUUUAAGGUCAGCUUGCUUAAAUCAAGGCAAAAAGAAAGGCAAAGGCAGGAAGAGCAAGUCUAAGGAGGUGGACGACGACGACCGCUCUUCUGGGUCAUUACAAACUCGCCGUUACACACCGCCCCCCGAUAAGCCCACAACUGAUCUCAAGCGCAAAUAUGAAAAACAACCCCACUACUUGGACGAAUGCGGUAUGCAACUACAUGAAUACCAAUUGGAGGGUCUAAACUGGCUGCGUUACUCAUGGGGUAACGGAACAGACACAAUUUUGGCUGACGAGAUGGGUCUUGGCAAGACCAUUCAAACGAUUACUUUCUUAUAUUCACUCUAUAAGGAGGGUCAUUGUAAAGGACCCUUCUUGGUGUCUGUACCUCUUUCUACCAUCAUCAAUUGGGAGAGAGAAUUUGAAACUUGGGCUCCAGACUUUUAUGUAAUCACGUAUGUUGGAGAUAAAGAUAACAGGGCUGUUAUUCGCGAAAACGAACUUAGUUUCGAAGAGAGUGCCAACAAAGGCGGAAAAGCUGCAAAAAUAAAGGGAAACAACAUUAAGUUCAACGUUCUUCUAACCAGUUAUGAAUUGAUCUCAAUAGAUAUAGCUUGUUUAGGCUCAAUUGACUGGGCCGUAUUGGUGGUCGAUGAGGCUCAUCGUUUAAAGAGCAACCAAUCCAAAUUUUUCAGGCUCUUAAAUAGUUACAGCAUCGCCUAUAAACUUCUGCUUACUGGUACCCCAUUACAAAACAACUUGGAAGAAUUGUUCCAUCUGUUGAAUUUCUUGAAUGGAGAAAAAUUCAAGGAUUUGUCAGCUUUCCAAAAUGAAUUUGCUGAUAUAUCGAAAGAAGAUCAGGUUAAGAAAUUGCACGAACUCCUCGGACCACACAUGUUGCGUCGGUUGAAAGCUGACGUACUCAAAAGUAUGCCAUCCAAGUCCGAGUUCAUUGUUCGUGUCGAAUUGUCUCCCAUGCAGAAGAAAUAUUACAAAUAUAUUCUCACUAGGAAUUUCGAAGCUUUGAAUCCCAAAGGCGGUGGCCAGUCCGUGUCUUUGUUGAACAUUAUGAUGGAUCUCAAAAAGUGCUGUAACCAUCCUUACUUGUUCCCCGCUGCUGCUGAGGAAGCUCCUCUAGGUCCUCACGGCAACUAUGACACACAAGCAUUAACCAAAGCAUCAGGCAAACUUGUCCUUUUAUCGAAAAUGUUGAAAAAGCUUCGAGAUUCGGGCCACAGAGUCCUCAUCUUUUCUCAGAUGACAAAAAUGUUGGAUAUUCUGGAAGAUUAUUUGGAAGGUGAAGGUUAUAAAUACGAAAGAAUUGACGGUGCGAUCACCGGUAGCUUAAGACAGGAGGCCAUUGAUAGAUUCAAUGCUCCUGGGGCACAACAAUUUGUUUUCUUGUUGUCAACCAGAGCUGGUGGUCUCGGUAUCAAUUUGGCGACUGCUGAUACUGUCAUCAUUUACGAUUCAGAUUGGAAUCCUCACAACGACAUUCAGGCGUUUUCAAGAGCUCACCGUAUCGGUCAAGCCAAUAAAGUAAUGAUUUACCGUUUCGUCACGAGAAACAGUGUCGAAGAACGAGUCACGCAAGUUGCGAAACGGAAAAUGAUGUUGACACAUUUGGUUGUGCGACCUGGAAUGGGCGGAAAGGGAGCCAAUUUUACUAAACAAGAACUGGACGACAUUCUCAGAUUCGGUACUGAAGAAUUGUUCAAGGAAGAUGAAGGUAAAGAAGACGAGGCUAUUCACUACGAUGACAAAGCCAUAGAGGACCUUCUCGAUCGUACCAAAGAAGGUAUUGAACAAAAAGAAAACUGGUCUAACGAAUAUUUGAGUUCAUUCAAAGUUGCCAGUUAUGUCACCAAAGAAGGGGAAGGCGAAGAAGAAGUUGAUACAGAAAUCAUAAAACAAGAAGCCGAAAAUACUGACCCAGCUUACUGGAUCAAACUGCUUAGACAUCACUAUGAGCAGCAACAAGAAGAUUUAGCUCGAACAUUGGGUAAAGGCAAGCGUGUCAGGAAACAAGUGAACUAUAACGACGGAGGAAUGACGACAGAUACUCGGGAAGAUUCUACCUGGCAAGAGAACUUAUCCGACUACCAUUCCGAGUUUUCUGCUGGCUCGGAUGAGGACAAAGAAGACGAUGACUUCGAUGAAAAGAAUGAAGGUGGAGAACUUGGUCGAAGACGCGGUAGGAGGAUCGAAGGAAGGAAAGACGAGAGAGAUAGACCUUUGCCUCCACUUUUGGCACGUGUCGGUGGUAACAUCGAAGUUCUGGGCUUCAACGCCAGACAGAGAAAGGCCUUCCUCAAUGCUAUUAUGCGUUAUGGAAUGCCGCCACAAGAUGCUUUCAACUCCCAGUGGUUGGUACGUGAUCUCCGUGGCAAAUCUGAAAAGAACUUCAAGGCAUACGUAUCUCUGUUCAUGCGCCAUUUAUGCGAACCCGGUGCGGAUAAUGCUGAAACAUUUGCUGACGGAGUUCCUAGGGAAGGCCUCAGUCGGCAGCAUGUACUUACCCGUAUCGGAGUUAUGUCAUUAAUAAGGAAGAAGGUUCAAGAGUUCGAACACAUUAAUGGCGAAUACAGUAUGCCUGAGGUGAUUAAGAAAAAUAUUAUGGAACAAAAUAAACCGCCCAGCUCUUCUACUACCGAAGCGGAAACUCCUAAGAGCGCUACCACAAGUACCAGCGCUACACCCGCCACAAGUGCAGCUCCCAGUCCAGCUCCAAAUCAGACUGAACCUGCGGAUAAAGAAAAGGAAACAGAGGAAGCUAAGGAGUCUGAAGUCAAAGAGGAGGACGGAAAGAAAAAGGAGAAAACUCCAGAAGAAAACAAAGAAUCAUCAGAGGAGAAGAAAGAUGAAUCUGCUGAGAGUAAACCCGAAGUAGAAGUCAAAUCUGAGACCGCCGAAGAAGAUAAGCCCAAGGAAAAGGAAGAUGAAAAAGAACCAGCAGCAGUUGAGGUCAAGGAGGAAGUCAAAGAGGAAACAACCGAAGAUAAGGAAGUAAAGAAGGAGGAAGAGGUUCAAGAAGAAUCAAAGGAAGUCAAGAAAGAGGUGGAAGGCGAAAAAGAAGAGGAAAAGGCAAAGACUGACGUAAAGAAAGAGGGAGAAGAAGAAGUUGUCAUUGUUGAAGAAGACAAAGAGAAGGAUAAGAAGAAACCUUCAGAUGUUGACAUUGCUGAACUGAAGAAACGGUUUAUGUUUAACAUUGCUGAUGGUGGAUUCACAGAGUUGCACACUCUGUGGCUGAAUGAAGAAAAGGCCGCUACACCUGGUCGUGAAUACGAAAUCUGGCACAGAAGACACGACUACUGGCUUUUGGCCGGAAUCGUCACUCACGGCUACGGUAGAUGGCAAGACAUUCAAGCAGAUGCAAGAUUCGCCAUCAUCAACGAACCCUUCAAGAUGGAUGUCGGCAAAGGCAACUUCCUCGAAAUUAAAAACAAAUUCCUGGCCAGGCGUUUCAAACUGUUGGAACAGGCACUGGUAAUCGAGGAACAGCUACGUCGUGCCGCCUACCUUAACCUCACGCAAGAUCCAAACCAUCCCGCGAUGUCAUUGAACGCGCGCUUCGCCGAGGUUGAGUGUUUGGCCGAGUCGCAUCAGCAUCUCAGUAAGGAAUCGCUGGCAGGUAACAAGCCUGCGAAUGCGGUACUUCACAAGGUGCUCAAUCAGCUCGAGGAGCUGCUCAGUGACAUGAAAUCGGACGUGUCACGAUUGCCGGCCACCCUGGCAAGGAUCCCGCCUGUGGCGCAACGGCUGCAGAUGUCGGAAAGGAGCAUAUUGUCGCGGUUGGCGGCCACCAGCUCGAGCAACGCUCAGACGACUGGUAAAUCUCAAGUAAUGAGCCAGUUCCCAGCUGGUUUCAAUGCUGGAAAUCUGCCAGGAUUUGCAGCGGCAGCCGCAAACUUUGCAAACUUCAGGCCUCAGUAUUCAGUACCAGGCCAACCACCAGCAGGUUUUCCAUCAUAGACGUAAUUAUCAGAAUCAAACUCAUUGUACACAUAACCUUGCUCAGAAACGCCGGAAUCAAAUAAAUGGCUAUUGGUGUCCUAGUUAAUUUACUAUUAUAUUUUUAAGUAUCUACAGUGUAGUUAUAUGAUAAAUUCGGCAUUUAUUUAUUUUUAUAAUAAUGCAUUCAUACAUUCCCUGUUCCCACCUGUCAUUAAUAUUUAGCAUAUAAAGUAAAAGAUGGUGUUUUUUGUGUGUUCGUUUUUACAUUUUGAGUUAAUGUAUUGUGAUCAGCUGUGUGUUUAAUUUUUUAUUUUAUAUGCUUGGUGGGAACAUGGGAUGGAAAUGUGUAGCAAAGUAGCAAUAGCAAAAUCUGUUAAUACAAGUACAUAUAAGUGAUGGUAGAAUUUUUUUAACUAGUAAUGUUUAUCUGGAGCAUUCCUAAAAACAAUAAAAUCUUGUAAAAAUCUCA